Molecule: messenger RNA, 1615 nt
Organism: Chelonia mydas (Green sea turtle)
Lineage: Eukaryota; Metazoa; Chordata; Testudines; Cheloniidae
Product: butyrophilin subfamily 1 member A1
Exons: 7
Coding region: 1-1446 (481 amino acids)
Biological process (GO): regulation of cytokine production; T cell receptor signaling pathway
Cellular component (GO): external side of plasma membrane
Molecular function (GO): signaling receptor binding
Source: RefSeq, a predicted model, not a curated record
AUGAAGAUGAAGCUUUUCUCUUUCUCCAAGAGCUCAGUAGGGAGCUCAUCUCUGCUUGGCUACAUCAUUUUUUUCACUUCUCUACUUGUUCACAGGUUGGACUCAGCACACUUUACAGUGAUUGCGUCAGAUCAAGCUGUCACUUCCUCGAUAGGAGAUGAAGCCAUUUUACAUUGUCACCUCUCCCCCAAGAUGAGCACUGAGAACAUGGAAGUGAGAUGGUUCCGAUCCAAAUUCUCUUCACCUGUGCACCUGUACCGUGAUCAGAAGGAUCAGUAUGUACAGCAGAUGGCAGAAUAUCGAGGACGGACAGAACUUUUGAAAGACGGCAUGGCUGACGGAAGAGUUGCCUUGAAAAUUCGCAAUAUCAGAUUCUCUGAUGCAGGAUGGUACAGCUGUUUUUUUCGGUCAAAUGUCUCUUACGAGGAAGCCUUAAUAGAACUGAAGUUAGCAGCUUCCGGCUCAGAUCCACUGAUAUCUGUUGAGGAUUAUCAAGAUGAAGGGAUCCGAAUUGUUUGCCAGUCGACUGGAUGGUAUCCAGAGCCUGAGCUGCAGUGGAGAGAUCUCAGUGGAAAUCAUUUGCCAUCCCUUUUCGGGAAAAAAUCUCAAAGUGAAAAUGGGUUGUUUAGUAUUCAGCAUGUGCUCAUUAUAACAGAAAAGUCUAUCAGAAACCUUUCCUGUUCUAUCAGAAACAGUGUUCUGAACCAAGAAAAGGUAUCAAAAGUUUAUAUAUCAGAUGUAUUUUUCCCCAAAGUUUCCCCCUGGCUUGUGGCACUGCUUAACCUGGUGGCUUUUAUGGUUUUUUCCAUCUCUCUUGUGAUUUACUUCUAUUGGAAUCAACACAAAGAAAACGAGAAACUUACUGAAGAAAUUAAGUGGAGAAAAUUUCGAGGAUAUGCAGUGAAUUUCACACUGGAUCCAGACACAGCUCAUCCAGAACUCAUCCUGUCUGAGGAUCAGAAAAGUGUGUAUCAUGGAGAUAUACGUCAGAAUCUGCCCAACUACCCUGAGAGAUUUGAUUAUUCUGCCAUUGUGUUGGGCAGUGAGAGAUUCACAGCUGGGAAACAUUAUUGGGAGGUUGAGGUGAAAGAUAAGACUAACUGGGACUUGGGUGUUUGUCUGGAGAAUGUAGAUAGGAAGAAGAAGAUUAUAGCAAGCCCUACAAAGGGAUACUGGGUAAUUGUGCAGAGGGCUGGAUAUACGUACAAGGCCCUCACUGAAGAUCGGAUUUCCAUAACUGUGAAAGUAAAACCAAAGCAGAUAGGGAUUUUCCUGGAUUGUGGAGAAGGAAAAGUCUCAUUUUACAAUGUGACAGAUGGGUCACAAAUGUAUACUUUCAAUGCCAAGUUCACGAGACCUGUCCGACCCUUUUUCAGUCCUUGGUACAAUGAAGAUGGUAAAAAUGCUUCUCCUCUAAAAAUCCGUCAUGUUAGGGACUGGGAAUGAGGCAAUCAGCAAUUCACAAUGGCAGGUCAGGGAGGCAAAUGUAGUCCAGUGAAUAGGGUGGGAGACAAAGUGUGAAGAGAUGUAGGGGUCUAUUUCUGGCUCUGCUGUGUUACUGCAAGGAAGACGCACUGGGUCCAUUUCCCCUGCCUUGUCUGUGUAGAUUGCAAGC